Messenger RNA from Oreochromis aureus, 1159 nucleotides. RefSeq names its product olfactory receptor 2AT4-like. The transcript has a single exon. Gene Ontology annotation, biological process: G protein-coupled receptor signaling pathway. The coding region runs from base 182 to 1159 and encodes 325 amino acids. Gene Ontology annotation, cellular component: membrane. Gene Ontology annotation, molecular function: G protein-coupled receptor activity; olfactory receptor activity. The record is from RefSeq and is a predicted model, not a curated record. Lineage: Eukaryota; Metazoa; Chordata; Actinopteri; Cichliformes; Cichlidae.
UGCAGCCACAUGCUUGCAGCCUGUGCUGUCCAAUCCUUUCAGAAAACAUCAGGUGAGGAUCAUUCACUCCAUUUGCUAUAAAUUGCCAUGUGAAUUGUACCUGUAUUGUAACACAACAAAAUGAUUUUCUUUUCCUUAGACUAAUAAGGUAGUCCUCAAACACAGGUGGUGGAGUUCAACUAUGAUUUUUCAAAGGACUGUUUUAAACAGCUCUGCUAUCAUUCAUCCUCCAGGUUUCUAUAUCAUCGGAUUUGAGACCUUUCCUUUCAUCAGUGUCUACUUUAUCUUCCUGGCGUUUGUUUAUGGUGUAACAGUGCUGUUUAACAUUUUGGUGAUUUAUGUGAUUGCUUCUACUCGUUGUUUGCACACUCCAAAAUUUUUGGCUGUUGUCAACCUUGCAGUUAUUGAUCUGUUUCUUAACACUUGUACCAUUCCCAGCAUGAUAAAAAUAUUUCUCAUCCAGGAUAACUUCAUUCCAUUUAACUUAUGUUUGCUACAGAUGUAUGUUUAUUAUGUGUUUGCAUCUUUGGAGUCGUUUGCUCUUGCCAUACUUGCCUAUGACCGGUUAAUUGCAAUAUGUUUCCCUCUGCGUCAUAACUCCAUCAACACUGUGAGGAGCAUGUGUUGUAUUGUCAGCGUAUCGUGGAUUGUUAAUAUGGGAAUAACAGCUUUUGCAACAGGUAUAAUGACUCGACUCUCUUUUUGCAGGUCUGUGAGAGUGUUCAGCUAUUUCUGUGACUACGCACCUGUGUUUCGGCUUGCCUGUAAUGAUAACACAAUGCAGUGGUUUGCAGCUACGAUUUUCAGUAUUUUGUUACUUUUUGUCCCCUUUACGUUUGUUUUUCUGUCUUAUGUCAGCAUCCUGGUGACAGUGUUCAGGAUGAAAUCUGUGGACAGUCGGGUGAAAGCUUUGGCCACGUGUGCUGAGCAUCUCAUUCUUGUUGCUAUAUUUUACAUUCCUCUUAUUGUUAUUUUCACAGUUGGGUUUUUUCUGGGUGUUGUUCUGUUCUGGGUGAUCUGGAUAGAUCAGCGAGUUCUGAGUCUGUCGCUGGCCUCAUGCAUCCCACCUUGUAUCAAUCCUAUUGUAUAUUCUUUGAAAACCAAAGAAAUCAAAACCGGAGCACUGACACUAUUCAGAAAAACUAAAGUUAUUGCAUAA